CUACAGUCUCACGCUCCCACCACAGCAGCGCCCGGUUCCUCAAAAUCUCUCUCAUCCGCAAUUUGGUGAUGUUUGAGAUUCUUUGAGCUUCUAAAACCGAUGACAGCUCUUUAUUAAACUAACAAAUGUCCCAGAAGUGAGCGGGCUUCUGUAGAUCAACGAUAAAAGCGGUCAAGGAAGGCGCAAACAUGUCGGCCAGCGCUGUUUAUGUGUUAGAUCUGAAGGGGAAGGUCCUGAUCUGCCGUAAUUACCGCGGUGAUGUGGACAUGUCCGAGAUCGAGCAUUUUAUGACCCUACUGAUGGAUAAAGAGGAGGAGGGCACGCUGUCGCCCAUCCUGGCUCACGGUGGAGUUCGUUUCAUGUGGAUUAAACACAACAACCUGUACCUUGUUGCAACAUCCAAAAAGAAUGCUUGCGUCUCCCUGGUUUUCUCCUUCCUCUACAAAAUUGUUCAGGUUUUCUCUGAAUACUUUAAGGAGCUGGAGGAGGAGAGUAUCAGAGAUAACUUUGUCAUUAUCUACGAGCUGCUGGAUGAACUCAUGGACUUCGGAUACCCUCAAACUACUGACAGCAAGAUCCUUCAGGAAUACAUCACGCAGGAAGGUCACAAGUUGGACACAGGAGCUCCGCGGCCCCCUGCGACUGUAACCAACGCCGUCUCCUGGAGGUCAGAGGGCAUCAAGUACAGGAAAAACGAGGUUUUCCUGGACGUCAUCGAGUCUGUCAACCUCCUGGUCAGCGCGAACGGUAACGUUCUUCGCAGUGAGAUCGUUGGCUCCAUUAAGAUGAGAGUGUUCCUCUCAGGAAUGCCGGAGCUGCGUUUGGGUCUGAACGACAAGGUUCUGUUCGAGAACACUGGCCGUGGUAAGAGUAAAUCCGUGGAGUUGGAGGAUGUGAAGUUUCAUCAAUGUGUGCGUUUGUCUCGAUUUGAGAACGAUCGCACAAUCUCCUUCAUUCCUCCGGAUGGAGAGUUUGAGCUGAUGUCCUAUCGCCUCAACACGCAUGUGAAGCCGCUGAUCUGGAUUGAAUCUGUAAUUGAGAAGCAUUCGCACAGCAGAAUCGAGUACAUGAUCAAAGCCAAAUCUCAGUUUAAGCGCCGCUCCACUGCCAACAAUGUGGAGAUUCAUAUUCCUGUCCCGACUGACGCAGACUCGCCCAAGUUUAAGACCACAGUGGGCAGCGUGAAGUGGGUGCCAGAAAACAGCGAGAUUGUUUGGUCCAUCAAGUCUUUCCCUGGAGGUAAGGAGUACCUGAUGAGGGCUCAUUUCGGGCUGCCCAGUGUGGAGGCGGAGGACAAGGAGGGAAAACCACCAAUCAGCGUGAAGUUUGAGAUUCCCUAUUUCACCACUUCUGGAAUACAGGUGCGUUACCUGAAGAUCAUCGAGAAGAGCGGCUAUCAGGCCCUCCCGUGGGUUCGAUACAUCACCCAGAACGGAGACUAUCAGCUGCGGACUCAGUAAACGUGAAGAAUUGGUCCAGAGCAUCAUGGGUCAAGGAUGUGUCUGUCUCUCUCUCUCUCUGCUGUAUGUAAGCUCCAUGCUCAUCUGCAGUUUUCACAACACUUUAGUGCUGAUUUAAAAGAAAUACAGGUCAUGUUUUGGCUAGAUCUUAGAUUUAUGGAUUGGAAUAGAAUCUUUUAUACAGUGUUACUUUGAUUUUCACAAGUACAAAAACCCCAAACAUUAGAAAAUGCAGUUGGAUGAAUCUUUACGAAACUCUCCAGAACAUGUGAAUCAUAUGAAUCUACUUGAUUUUAGAAUCAUUAAGAUAUUUUUGUUAGUAUUGUUACAUUAUUAUAAUGAUAAUUAAUCACAUUCCCUUCAAAUUCUCAUUGAUUCUUUUGAUUUUGUGUUGAAAUAUGAGAGGGUUCGUGAGAUUCACCUAUUUUCACAUAUAAAUGCCUGUAUUUGAAUCAUUUCAGGGUUUUUCCUCAUGCUUUAAUUCAAACUGCAGAUGUGCGUGUUCAGUUCUGGACCGUCAGUGUGUGUUUGACAGUUAACGGGAAUCACGUUCCUUUACGUCUCAUGAAAAACCAAUGGUUUCACGUCACAUCUCAAAGGAGGAAGUGUUCAUACUUGUUACAUUUCAGAAGACGAUGUUUCCAUACUGUAAACGCUUCAUGUUUGCGGUUAUUUAUCAGUUGGAUUCGAGGUCACAGAGAUAGUAUGUUACAGAAGUGUUCAUUUUUUUAUGUUAAUAAGUCCAAAAAGGUCAACUGAAUAGAAUAUUAUAGUCUGUAAAUCCAAAUUAAACCGUUUUACAUGAGGUAAUCCAGUAGCAGUUGUUGGGGACGUCCUCAGAUGUUGUUGCACAUUGACUCUUUUGUUGCUAUUAAUAUUUUUUUUUAUUUUCUUGAUUAUUUUGGUUGUAGUAUUCAUGUAAUUCAGUAUUAUUGGUUACAGGAGUAGCAGCUGCUCUGGGAUCUGUUCACAGUACCUCAUAUGAGUUUACUACACACUGCUAAAAUGCAGAAUUACACUCGAUUAGAACUAUUCAACACAAUCUAAAGUCAACCACUGUGCCAUUUUGAAAAUAGAAGAAUAGUUGUUUUCUUUUGUAUUACUAAUUUGAUAGGUCUUAUUCAUUUCAUUUGCCUUUAAAGGAUUGAAUGUGAAGGUUACCAUGUUUACUAUGGUACUGCAUGCAGUGUAUCUGAAAUGUGACAAUUGCAUUCCUCUCGAAAUGUUCCUGUAACUCAUUUAAAUAAUUCACCUGUCUGUACACGUCAAACAUCAUAAAGUACCUGUUUAGAAAAUA
Molecule: messenger RNA, 2757 nt
Organism: Megalobrama amblycephala (Wuchang bream)
Lineage: Eukaryota; Metazoa; Chordata; Actinopteri; Cypriniformes; Xenocyprididae
Gene: ap1m1
Product: adaptor related protein complex 1 subunit mu 1
Exons: 12
Coding region: 189-1460 (423 amino acids)
Biological process (GO): vesicle-mediated transport; intracellular protein transport
Cellular component (GO): clathrin-coated vesicle; clathrin adaptor complex
Molecular function (GO): clathrin-cargo adaptor activity
Source: RefSeq, a predicted model, not a curated record